UGUGAGCUGGUGCAAAGACUUGGGCCUCCCCUUCCCUUCCCUUCGAAUGCCGAGUGCCCCACGAGAUCACUGCUCUCAGAAUUGGCGGUGCCUGUGAGCCAGAGGUAUUGAAAUCCAUGAGGUUUGCGCUAACGUGCUCAUGUUCGGGAGCUUUAAUUUACGGUUUUAGGGUUAAUAUGCUAUGAGCUAACUCUGCUUGCCCGGGUUGUGAGAUUGGGAUCGAAUGAGAAAGUAGAAAUUGGAGGGCGUGCGCAAGCGUGGGAAGUAUCUUGCGAUGUCGACGACAUCAAUGGUGCUGCUUACUCGCACACCUUUUUCGGGUACUGGCUAUGGAGUUGGUGGGCACCAAGUUUUUUCCGCGUGGAGGAGCUAUGGGGGCGGAUGGUGGACGCGAGGGAUUGAGGGUGAGAGAAUCCGGCAAAGGAAGGGGGCGUUGAGGGUUUUGAGAACAAGAGCGACGUUUGACAGAGACGUGGGAAGCAAUAGACUGGUGGAUGUGGUGCGCCGUUUGCCUCGCAUUGCAAGAACGUACUUCAAGGACCCUUGGCGGAGGGCUCUCUUUGGAGGUAUUGCAAUUCUGGGUGGGUUUUAUGUGGCGCAGACAAUCUCCCUGUCGUUCGGAGCAUUGGGCGUCAACGAUGUGAUUGCAGCGGCCAUGUGUGUUUUGUUCACGGAGUAUAUCACACGGUUCACUCGCACUAGGAAGAAGAUAUCUUUCACUGUAGCGCUUGUCAACAACUUUAAGAUGGGUUUUACUUAUGGCCUCUUCAUCGAUGCUUUCAAGCUGGCCAGUUGAGAACUCAGGAAUUCACAAGAUCUGGGACUCAGGAACCUCGUCAAUGCUAGCUAGUGCCUUUGCUGGGAACACAACAUUGCAUGUGCAAGUAAACGUGGUUAAUUACGGAUUUGGGUACAAUAGUGCACAGCCUGAGGCUUUUAUCCUCAUGAAGGAACCCACUUGCUUGAGAGAAAAGACCCUCUUCUUCAUAUGACCUUAAGCCGCGCUGCCCCACCAUACUCCAUUCAAGCGGGAAAUGCUGAUAAACAUCGCACUUCCUAAAUAGCAUCCUUACUCUCCCUCCGAAGAUUUGCUUGGUGAACUCUUUCACAGUGGUCACGCUCUCAUGGAGACCGAGAGGGAUUUGCGUUCUAAACGAAUAGGUCCACCUCAAUACUCUCUCGUCUCCGUAGUGUCUUAUCGCCUUCGAUGGAAGUCGUGGUGAUUACCAACCUCACCAACCUCUUUGAAAUUCACGGGUAAUGUACACUGACGCCUCCUGUGGACGUGAUUCAAAACUAGUCCACGAGCGAGCACUGGUGUUGCACUUGAAUUUGAGAAACCUACUUAUCAAGCGUAUUUCGUCGUCGAGAUCAGUCUACUUCCUCAAUUUUUUAGGGUUUGUUGAAGUGACAACAUAUGAUUUCGACCACAAUUUCUGCCGAGAUUGGAAAAAUAGUUGUGCUUUGUUUCUUUUUCUUUUUCUUGCACCAAGACAUUGAACACCUGACGUUGCAGUUGGAUGCGUUGCCUUUUUGGUCACUUCAUUGUGAGGAAGAUGAAGCUCAGGAGUGGUGAAGGUGAAAGUUACUUGUGGAUCGUAUUCAAUCAUGUCUUGUGUAAGUAAGUACUACAUGGUGCCAACACACCACUAUAGAUUUGUUUGCCGGCGUGGACAUUGGUUGGUUUUGGAUUUGCAACUUUAGUAGACAAAUUUAUGCAUCAAGAUCAUACGAGGUAUUAUUUAUCAACGGCAUAUUGAAUUGUGUGUAUUAUUUAGAAAAAAAUAUUCCCAAUGUUUCCUUGUUCC
Molecule: messenger RNA, 1808 nt
Organism: Physcomitrium patens
Lineage: Eukaryota; Viridiplantae; Streptophyta; Bryopsida; Funariales; Funariaceae
Source: RefSeq, a predicted model, not a curated record